Saccharomyces kudriavzevii IFO 1802 is the source of this 1995-nucleotide messenger RNA. It is a transcript of the gene HEH2, whose product is annotated as Heh2p. Gene Ontology annotation, cellular component: nuclear inner membrane. Bases 1 to 1995 code for a protein of 664 amino acids. Gene Ontology annotation, molecular function: chromatin binding. The transcript has a single exon. The record is from RefSeq and is a predicted model, not a curated record. NCBI's taxonomy places the organism in Eukaryota, Fungi, Ascomycota, Saccharomycetes, Saccharomycetales, Saccharomycetaceae.
AUGGAGCACAAAGGCCUUGACCCAAAGACUCUGAAAGUUAGCCAAUUAAGAAGAAUAUUGGUAGAAAAUGACAUUACGUUUCCAGCAAAUGCUAGGAAGCCUGCAUUGGUGAAACUGUUUGAAGAAAGAGUGAGGCAGCGUCUCGAAUUAUCUUCUGAAACUUCAAAGGGUAAUGAUAGCAUUCAAAAAGCCGUGAAGUCAGAAGCAAAAAACGCUGAUCGUAAAAGAAUCUUGAAGAGUAAAAAGCAUGAAUCAAACUCUGGAGCGAGUAAAUCUGUUAACGUCGAAACCAACAAGAGAAAGAGAGAAGAAAACAGUACAGAUAACACAAUACCGGUGCAGGUGAAAGAGGAAAAGUCUUCCAAGAGGAAAAGGAAAAAAAGAUCUAAUAGAACCACUAAAUCAUUGGAGUCACCUUCGAAGCCUAAAUUAGAAAGCGAAGAACCUUCAGUUACUUUAUCUCCUGAGAUGGAAAUUCGAGAGGAACAUAAAGAAGAAUUUUCGAAUGGUGAGCUAAUAGCGACUGAGGAAUCCAAAAAACCAGAAUUACCCAAUUUGAAAGUGUCGAACGAAUUCUUAGUACAAUUAAAUAAAGAGUUGGCUAGCGCAACCACCGAGAGCUAUGACCAUUCUAUAAAAUCCACAAACUGCUCAUCUGUUAGAAUUGAGAGAGAAGAGCCCGUCGAAACUGCAACUGGAGCGGAAGUAAGAAAAGGAAGCGAUCCGAUUACUAAUUUGGAUAAGAAGGCCCGAGAGGCAGUAGAUAAAACGACAUCAGAGGAAGCAAAAGAAGAGUUGGUGAGAGGACCAAAAGCUCUUGAUAUGCGGGAGGGAAAUAACAUCAAAAGAAAAUUGUCGAAGGAAAAUAAAGCAAGUUCAAAAGGCCGUACCAGGCACUUUCUUGAGAGUAAAACUAAAAGAAGCAUGGAUAUUUUCAGGCCGCUUGUUGCCCACGUCUUCAUUUGGUUAUGGAAUGCUGUUCUUUACCUUUCAAUUUUGUUACCCAUCCUUUUUGGUCUUUGGUAUAGAGAGCAGAGAAUUAGAAUCGGAUAUUGUGGUCAUGAAGAGCCCAUUAAAUCCCUUGCAUUCUCAGCCUUCUCUCAAACUGCGCGAGUGGAUGAAUUUUUGCAGGCUUAUGCACCAAAUUGCCUGGAAUGUCCUGAACACGCCACGUGUUCUUCUCUUAUGAAUAUUGAAUGUGAAUCGGGCUACGAGCUCAAAAGUUCUAUUUUAGAAACCUACGGUGUCAUUCCCUUCUCCAAGUACUGCGUUAAGGAUGAAAGUAAAGAAAAGGAGGUUGAUGAGUUGGUUUGGAAAGUAAGUGAAUACCUGAGAAAAAAGAAUGCGCAAGUUGAUUGUGGCGAAGGACAGAAUCUUUUUGAAAGUGGUGAAACAGAAACCAAAUUAUAUGAGAUAUUUUCCCGUUCAAGACCGUCCUGGGAAAAUCAAGCCGAUUUUAAUGAACACUGUAGGAAUGUAAUUGAGAAAUUAAGGCAUAUGGAUGAAAUUGUCUGGUUGCCUUUGGACUUCGAAACAGGUGAAGAAAUUCAUUUCAAACCGAAUAAUACUACCUGUGUUUAUCGUUCAACUUCCAAGAAAUGGGUUAAAUUACCAUGUCAUUUGGGAGCGGAUAUUCGGAAAGGACUAAGAAAAUAUGGUGUUUCUGUGUUGAUCACCUUAAUUGUCAUACUAUUCAUCAAAAAAAUACAAUCAACUCUUGACGAUUAUGUUCAGGGAGAACAGAUAAUUGAACAAUUUGUGAAAGAAGCAACUGAUCGAUUGAAGAGCGCAAAAAAAAACGAGGAUGAGGAACCUUUCCUAACAACAGUUCAAUUGAGAACAAUACUGUUGAGAGAUAUACCCAAUAUUAAGGAACAAAAUAGCCUAUGGGCUCGAACCAAAGAUAAAAUCAUCAAGGAAUAUUCUGAAAAUAUAGAACUAUAUCUUCUUGAAGAAAAUGGAGAAAUAAUGACAUGUUUGGAAUGGAAUGAUUGA